AGCAUGAAUAGAGUACGAAAAAGAACCGACAGACUCUAAUUCUAGCCCCGACUGAUGAAUAAGUCUGGUGGUUUGGUUUCCACAAGGUGAUAACUUAGAUAGAACAAACGUCAGAUCUCUCAGACACAAGAUGUGGGGUGGCGCGGCCCUGUGGAGGUUCUCCAAGUACUUGAUUGCCGCAGAAGUAGCUGCCUUUGGAGCUGCGUACUACGUGUGGCAUAAAAUGAACGUUAGCCAAGAUUACAGAAGACAUAUGCAUGAGAAUUACCCGUAUAUACUUGAGCUUUUCUACCGAACGGCCGAAAUGGGACAGAUCAAAGAUGCCAGACCAAAUGACUACAGGGCCUGGGGCAUUCUGGGAAAUACCGACACAGACUCUGGCACAGGAUCGUCAUGACAACCGUCACUGGCUGCUUUCAUAAACAUUUAUUUUAUAGAUGUGUGCAGAAUGCAGUUCUAUAAACUUCUUGCAAUUUGGUCUAUAGACCUUUGUCAUGCUGCCAACUUCAGUCAUGUGUCCUGUAUCCUAUAACAAUACUGAAUGAUAUUCUUUUUUGCCCCAAAAGGAACCAGACUAUUUUAUCUUCAAGCCUCACUUUGGUUACAUUGAAGUGAAUGUGCAAAAAUCAUGACGGCCGCAACUUGACAAUGGUCUUUUAAGUGCCAUCUACUGCAUGGAAUGAAACUUAGUUCUGAAGAAUGUUAGCUUGUAUUGUAUAUAAUUUGUAACCAAUUGGAUCAGCAAAUGCAAUUUUCAAGUGAGACGAAAAAUCAUAAAAUUAAAAGUUUUGUGCUUGAAGAUGGCUCUGGGUGACUUUGGCGCGAGGCAACGUUACUAGAUGCAUGUGGUCUCCUCUAAGAGUUCCAAGAAACGGACCUACAUAUACAUGUACUUGACAUAAAUUUUGACUCUUGUCUUCGAGUAACAGUUAUACAAUGUUAGUGCUUAUUGUUAGCAGUUGAAGGCACCUUUUCAAAAGGAAUCUGACAUAAUUAUGCAAGUGAAAUUUGAAAUUCAAAGGGUUUUCUAAGGAAAUGCAUUUGUCAAAUUCAAAACCUAUGCAGGCUUCUUGCUUUACACAC
Molecule: messenger RNA, 1083 nt
Organism: Patiria miniata (bat star)
Lineage: Eukaryota; Metazoa; Echinodermata; Asteroidea; Valvatida; Asterinidae
Product: protein CEBPZOS-like
Exons: 4
Coding region: 131-397 (88 amino acids)
Source: RefSeq, a predicted model, not a curated record